AUGACUAAAACCUACGGUGAUGUAUUUAAGUUUUGGAUGGGUGAUAGAAUUUGUCCAACACAAAUGUGUCUCACUUUUCCUUUCUCUCAACCUAGCCAUAUUCGCAAUUAUGUCAAAGAUAUUUGUUCUUGUACAACAUAUAAGGUCAAAGUAAACACUGUUGGUUCAUUUUUUGGGGAUCAAGAGAAGGAGUUUAAAGUUUUAAUGGAGUAUAUUCAAAUUUGGUUAUUGGCACUUGCUGGUCUUCGUGCUUUGGGUUUCUCACAAGCUUUAUUCAACAUUGGUAGAUUGAGAACGAAUAUUUAUUCAGGAAAUCCAACUCAAGUUACAGGAUUGACAGCUAGAUUGUUUGCAGCUUGGACAUCGGUGGGUUUUGUUUUGUGUGUAGCAACAGCUUACAACCCAUACAAUCAAACAUUGUUCACUGUAACAUGGACCUCAUUUGUUUUUGUUUUACUUCACUUCCUCGCAGAGAUUCUUAUCUUUAAGAGUUCAUCGUUUAAAGAUGUUUUUCCACUACUCUUCGUAUCUACAACUUCAAUUGUUUGGAUGGUGCCAGAGAUGAGCGUUGGUACCACAAUCUUUUCACCAAUGAAAUAUUAUAAGAAAUAUGCAUUGAAUAUUAUCUUUAGUAUUGUAUUUGCCGAUGAGAUUCCAUACGAGGAGGGUGUUGAUGAAGGUAGAUUAGGAAUGUGA
Messenger RNA from Heterostelium album PN500, 696 nucleotides. RefSeq lists its product as uncharacterized. Gene Ontology annotation, molecular function: protein-macromolecule adaptor activity. The transcript is spliced from 8 exons. Gene Ontology annotation, cellular component: endoplasmic reticulum; membrane. NCBI's taxonomy places the organism in Eukaryota, Evosea, Eumycetozoa, Acytosteliales, Acytosteliaceae. Bases 1 to 696 code for a protein of 231 amino acids. The record is from RefSeq and is a predicted model, not a curated record.